Messenger RNA from Mercurialis annua (annual mercury), 979 nucleotides. Its product is annotated as probable glutathione S-transferase. Lineage: Eukaryota; Viridiplantae; Streptophyta; Magnoliopsida; Malpighiales; Euphorbiaceae. The coding region runs from base 50 to 721 and encodes 223 amino acids. The record is from RefSeq and is a predicted model, not a curated record. Gene Ontology annotation, molecular function: glutathione transferase activity. The transcript has 2 exons. Gene Ontology annotation, biological process: glutathione metabolic process. Gene Ontology annotation, cellular component: cytoplasm.
UUGAUCAUAAAAAUAGAUUGAAAAUUGUAUAGUUAAGAUUUAGUCAAAAAUGGGGGACGAAGUGAAGCUAAUUGGCAAAUCGAUUAGUGCAUUUAGUCUGAGAAUAGAAGUUGCCCUAAAAUUAAAAGGGAUCCACUAUGAAUUCAUAGAAGAAGAUCUCCUGAACAAGAGUCCUUUGCUUCUGAAAUUAAAUCCAGUUCAUCAAAAAAUUCCAGUGCUCAUACACAACGGCAAAUCAAUUGUAGAGUCGCUUGUUAUUCUCGAAUACAUCGAAGAAACUUGGAAGAAUAAUCCAAUCCUGCCUAAAGAUCACUAUGAUCGAGCCACAGCUCGUUUUUGGGCUAAAUUCAUCGACGAAAAGAUCGUGGCACUUUCCCGCAAAUAUCUUUUAGCAAAAGAUGAGGAAAUUGAGGAGAUUUUAAAAGAAAUCAGUGAGCAUUUCAAGAUUCUUGAGAAUCAAUUGAAGAGAAACGAACUUUUUGGUGGUGAUGGCAUUGGAUAUUUAGAUAUUGUAAUUUUCUACAUAAUCUAUUGGUACCAAACUGUACAAGAAGUUAAGCAGAUGGACUUAUUCAUCACCAAAGAGAAAUUUCCAGAUUUAUGCAAUUACAUGGAAAAGCUCAAGGAAAUUGAUGUGAUUAAAGAGAGUAUAACCCCCAAAGAGAAAUUUCUAGACUAUCAUAGAUUUGUUUUUGAGUUUGUCAAAAAUCUUCCAAAAUAAGAGCCUUUCGAAGUGAAAAAAUUCUUAACUGAAUAUAGUUUUCCGCGUAUGAUUACGAACUAUUCAUUUAUCGUAUGACACAUCAAUUAAUAACACAUGUCAUAUAAUAAAUAAAUGGUUUAUAAUGGUAUAUGAAAAAUUAGGUUCACGUAAGUAUUUUUUUGAUUUACUGUUUAUCUAUAAAAUGUCAAUCAGUUUUUGGUUCUAUCUUCAUGUAUUUCAUUUAUGUUUUAUGAAUAAAAUUGUUGGCUUUAUUCA